Messenger RNA from Aphidius gifuensis, 968 nucleotides. RefSeq lists its product as uncharacterized. NCBI's taxonomy places the organism in Eukaryota, Metazoa, Arthropoda, Insecta, Hymenoptera, Braconidae. The record is from RefSeq and is a predicted model, not a curated record. The transcript has 4 exons. Bases 27 to 956 code for a protein of 309 amino acids.
AAUAAGAAGAAAAAAAUAAUUUUAACAUGUCCUGUCUAAGUGCAUUGGAAAGUCAGGUAUUAACAUUAUUAACAUCACCAAAAGAUAUAUUAUUUCUUCGUCAUAAUGUUUAUCGUGAAUAUGGAAAAAUAGCACUUGGUCCUGAUUUUAUUCAUACAUUACCAUCUCUCAUAAUUAUCAUUGCAAUAACAGUUGUGAUAUGGAGACACUUGACACUUGAUUGGUUAAACAUAUCAAAUGGAAAAAUUAAAAAAACAUUUCAGAUGGCUUUUAGCUGGAUAAUUAUAAAUGCUGUUCUUUGGCAUUGGCUAAUUAUUCAGAGAGUUUUAUAUUGCAGUGUCUGGAAUUAUUGGAAUAACAAUAUGGAAUUUCGUGAUAUUGCAUUUCCAUGGUGGCAAAAAGUAUGGUCAUCAUUUUAUCCACCACCAAAUCAACCACCAGUAUUAUCAGCAAGUUUGAUAUCUUGGAUACUAUCAAUAUCAUUAUCUGGAAGUGGUCUAUUAACAGCUUUAAAUGUUGAUAUUAUUAAAAAUAUUAUAAAUAAAUUAACAUCAAAAAUAUUUACAACAAAUAUUAAAGAAAAAAAUAUUGAAAUUGAUGCGGGAAGAGAAAGAAGAAUGACACCACGACAAGCAAGAGAUGUAACACCAGCAACUGAUAAAACUGAUGGAGCAUCAUUUUAUGAUGAUGAUUAUCAAUCUGAAAUAUCUGUUGAUUCAUUAAAUUCCCAUGAUAAAAAACAACAACAACGUGAAAUAUCACCAAUAUCAUAUGGAACAAAUUGGGUAAGAUGUACAACAAAAGAUCAACAAAAAAAUAUAUCAAUGAAAUCAUUAAAGACAGUAACUGGUGCAAGUGAAAUUAAAAAUAUUGAAGAAGAAUUUUUACCAAGACAAACUAGAAAUAAACGUGGUUGUCAUACUGUUAUACCCAGCAAUUCAUUCAACAAUUCUUAAAUUAAAAAAUAA